AUGGACUCUCCGAUGAAAGCAAUGGAUCUGGAUGACAGCACUCACACGUACAUCGAAACGGCCGGGCUCUUGCUCCGACAAUACUGGCCGAUUCUACUCCCUCUCGCCGUGUUAGCAAAUGUCCUCCGCACCCGUUACCUAUCCCCGCUCCGUCCAUACCCCGGGCCGUUCAUUGCCUCAUUUACCCGUUUCUGGACGGUUUUUUCCACCGCAUCCGGUCAUACACACCUGGAUCACAUUGCGCUUCACCAAAAAUAUGGCCCGGUCGUUCGCAUCGCGCCGAAUGAGGUAUCCAUGGCAUCGCCCGAAGCCGCACGGCACCUCCUGAGCGCCGGCAAACGAUUCUACAAGACGGCGUUUUAUGGCGUGUUUCCGCCACCGGAGAACCCAGACAUCUUCACGGAAGUCGACGAGGAAGCUCAUGCAAGAAAGAAGAAGGUUGCCAAUGUUCCGUAUAGCAUGGCGGCGAUGCAGCAGCUCAGUCCCUUCCUUGACGAUACCAUUGACCUACUGGUGACCAAACUUGACGGCUUCGCGUCGCAACCCAUGGAGUAUAAGGCUGACAAGUCGGUUGACCUUGGGGCAUGGCUGCACUACUUUGCCUUUGACGUGCUUGGCGAGGUGGCUUUCUCGCGAAGCUUCGGGUUUCUAGCUGAAGGUAGAGACGUGGAGGACGCCAUUGUCACCAUUGACCGCUCACAGGCUUACAACGGGAUCGUCGGUCAGGUCCCGUGGGUUGAUAAGCUACUGCGACGGAACCCCUUGUGGAAGUUUAUCCCAACGCUCAACACCAAGAAUGCGCCAAUUACUCGGAUUGCGUUGAGUGAGCUGGAAAGAAGGCGACCCUUUGAUAAGGAGAGUGAGGGCAAGUUACGGAAUGACGACGGGAGGAAAGACCUGCUAUCGAGUCUGAUCAAGGGUCAUUUGAAGGAUACCGAACAGUUUACCGAAGGGGACAUUUUUGCCGUUGCUCAUGGCGCCAUCUUUGCCGGAUCCGACUCUACUGCUUCAACCAUGCAAUCACUCUUCUGGCACGUCCUGUCCGCACCGCACGUACACUCUAGGCUGGUUGCUGAAAUCGAGGAUGCCGUCAAAUCCGGGGCGAUGUCCUCCACCGGCAACGUAUCCUGGAAAGAAGCCCAACAGUUGCCAUAUUUCCAGGCCUGCCUGAAGGAGGCCAUGCGCGUGCGACCUGCAGUAGGACUCAACAUCAGCCGCUUGGUUCCACCGGAGGGAGCCGAACUAGAUGGCCACUUCUUCCCUGGAGGGACGAAGGUGGCCGUCAACGGCUGGGUCCUGCACCGCGACAAGCGCACGUUUGGCGAAGACGCUGAUGACUAUCGCCCGGAGAGAUGGCUGGUGGAUGAUGAUGAAGCCAAGAGGAUGGAGCGGUACAUGUUCCAGUUUGGCGGAGGAAGCCAUGUCUGCAUUGGGCGGAACCUGGCUCUAUUGGAAAUCAACAAGGUUGUGCCGCGUCUACUUAGAGAUUUCAAGUUCAAGCUUGCACAUCCUGGGCGACCACUACGAGCUAGCGCUACUUUUUUCGUAGUCCAAAGUGGGCUGGAGGUAUCGAUUGAGCGACGAGGAUUUGCCUAA
Messenger RNA from Colletotrichum orchidophilum, 1596 nucleotides. Its product is annotated as benzoate 4-monooxygenase cytochrome P450. The transcript has 3 exons. Bases 1 to 1596 code for a protein of 531 amino acids. Gene Ontology annotation, molecular function: oxidoreductase activity, acting on paired donors, with incorporation or reduction of molecular oxygen; heme binding; iron ion binding. The record is from RefSeq and is a predicted model, not a curated record. Lineage: Eukaryota; Fungi; Ascomycota; Sordariomycetes; Glomerellales; Glomerellaceae.